AUGGAGAAUCUCAAAGCAGCGGCGGCGGACGUGGGCGCCGACGGCAUGCACUGCGCUUUCCACCCUUACCACGCCGGGGGCGGCGGCGGCGGAGGAAUCUGCGCCUUCUGCCUCCAGGAGAAGCUCGGCCAGCUCGUCUCCUCCUCCCAGUCCUUCCCGAGCCACCGCAACUCGUCCCCGUCGCCUUCUCCUUCCUUCAGAUCCAACGACGUCGGCCCUUCGGCGCUGUCGUUCGCUUCUUCCUCGAUGCCCCGCCAAGCCCACGGCGCGCACCACGCCAAGCACUCGAAGCCCCAGGAAGAGAGGACAGGACAAGUCGUGGUCGAAGAGGAUAAUGUUGCUGUCGUCGCUGCUAACAGUGGCGUCUCUGCUUCCUCUUACGAGAACAAUAACAAGGUCUCGAGAUCCAGAUCUGUGGGGUGCGGGAGCAGGAGCUUCUCGGGGGACUUCUUUGAGAGGAUCUCGACUGGGUUCAUCGGGGACUGCACGGCUCUGAGGAGGGUGGAGUCUCACAGAGAAGGCAAGCCACCCAGAGCCUCCACCUCCACCGCCACCUCAGAGGCUCAUCAUCAUCAGCAUCAUCAUCCUCAUCAGUGCAUGAAGGAGAGGGUCAGGUGUGGCGGGAUCUUCGGCGGGUUUGCGAUUGCCAACGCCGCCAACUCAUCCUCCUCCAUCUCAUCAUCCUCAGCAUCUUCCUCGUCCUACUGGGUCCCUUCAUCCUCCAAUUCAGCUGAAGACAAUGUCAAUCACAUCUGCGCGUCAUCAAAGCCAGCAGUUUAUCCCCACCAUCAUGGCAGGAGCAGGAGUUGGGGCUGGGCUCUCGCGAGCCCCAUGAGAGCUUUCGGCAGGCCUUCUUCUUCAGGGAAGAGAAAUGCUGGUGCUGCCGUCAAGCCAGCUUCAGGCAUGAACGGAGCUUCCAUACUAGCUGUCGGAGGCUGA
Eucalyptus grandis is the source of this 939-nucleotide messenger RNA. RefSeq lists its product as uncharacterized. Bases 1 to 939 code for a protein of 312 amino acids. Lineage: Eukaryota; Viridiplantae; Streptophyta; Magnoliopsida; Myrtales; Myrtaceae. The transcript is spliced from 3 exons. The record is from RefSeq and is a predicted model, not a curated record.